Messenger RNA from Trichomonas vaginalis G3, 978 nucleotides. RefSeq names its product glycosyl transferase. The record is from RefSeq and is a predicted model, not a curated record. Lineage: Eukaryota; Parabasalia; Trichomonadida; Trichomonadidae. Gene Ontology annotation, cellular component: endoplasmic reticulum membrane. The transcript has a single exon. The coding region runs from base 1 to 978 and encodes 325 amino acids.
AUGAAUUUCUGGAAUUUUCUAGAGAUCCUUUUAUUUAUUGGCAUUGUUGCCGCCGGACUUAUUGUUGCUGUGAUGAUAAAGACAGCAGAGGAUACAACUUUGUUUGAUAGAACUCAAUUACCAGAAGAUAAUCCACAAAAAUUAAAUUAUUACGUCCAACCACCACCAAAUGGUGAUGAAAAGGUCCCAUUCCCAACAGUUUUCGAACCAGCAAAGGUCUACACCACAUUUGUUGUUCCAGCUUACAACGAAGAAAAGAGAAUUCCAAAGAUGCUCGAUGAAACAGUCGAAUAUCUUAAAUCUCGUGAAGCCAAGGACAAGUCCUUCACAUGGGAAAUUGUUGUUGUUAAUGAUGGCUCCAAGGAUAAGACAAAAGAAGUUGUUCUUAAUUAUGCCAAGGAUUAUCCAAACAUUUUCUUGCUCAAUCAGCCUGUUAACAUGGGUAAAGGUGCUGCCAUUCAAGCUGGAUGCCUUCAUGCACGCGGCGAGCUUGUUUUAAUGGUUGAUGCAGAUGGCGCAACAAAGAUCAACGAAUUCGAAGCCCUCGAGACUGAAAUCAAGAAGCUCAUGAAGAACAACAACCAAGCAAUCGUUGUUGGCUCAAGAGCUCAAAAUGAAAAGGCAAAUCGUACUCCAAUACGCAAAUUCCUUGGUCUUGGAAUGCAUGUUCUCAUUGUUCUCAGCGGUGUACGCGGAAUUCAUGAUACACAGUGCGGAUUCAAGCUUUUCUCAAGAGAAGCUUGCAAGAUGCUCUUCAUGAACCAACAUGUACAGCGCUGGUGCUUCGAUCCCGAACUUUUGGUUAUCGGAAGACGCCUCGGAAUGAAAAUUUCCGAAAUUCCAGUCGAAUGGAACGAAAUCGAGGGAAGUAAGAUGAAAAUUUCUGGUAUGAUCAAAAUGGCAAUUGAUCUCAUUGAUAUCGCUAUUUUCCAUCGUGUCGGUGCUUGGACAAUUCGCGAUAGGAGAAUCAACAAGUAA